Messenger RNA from Microthlaspi erraticum, 291 nucleotides. Lineage: Eukaryota; Viridiplantae; Streptophyta; Magnoliopsida; Brassicales; Brassicaceae. The record is from the annotation of a GenBank genome assembly.
AUGGCGGAGAAGAAAACGGAGAGCGUGCCACCACCGGACUACGAUAUGAAUGCUAAGUGGGACGCAUGUAUCGAUCUCACUACCCGCCGUUUCGUCUACUCCUCCCUCGGCGGCGCCUUCGCCGGUCUUCUCUUCUUCAGGAGUCCUGUAACAAGAUGGGCAUCGAUUGCGUUUGGUGCUGGACUCGGUAUUGGCUCUGCAUACACAGAUUGCUCUCGUGUCUUUGAUGCACCUUCUUCGUCUUCUUCAGCUAAUUCAGAGCCUUCUGUAUCUCAGGAAGCGGACGAGUAG